Tripterygium wilfordii is the source of this 1579-nucleotide messenger RNA. RefSeq lists its product as uncharacterized. The record is from RefSeq and is a predicted model, not a curated record. The transcript has a single exon. Lineage: Eukaryota; Viridiplantae; Streptophyta; Magnoliopsida; Celastrales; Celastraceae. Bases 165 to 1358 code for a protein of 397 amino acids.
GAGGCAAUUAAGGUGAAAUAAGAUUACAAUUACCAUCAAACUAGAAAACACUUUUCUUAGGGUUUUGGAUAACCUUUUUCUACUCCUUUUAUGGAUUUGUUAAAGCUAUUUCUAUAUAUUCAACUCUUCCCUUCCUUAACAUUCUUCCAUUGCAACACUUAUCCAUGGCAACCCUAAAUUGCACCAAAAGGAAGAUACCAGAGACAGAAGAACAAGAACCAGAACCAGAACCAGAUCUCUUAGACUCGAUUGUGUCAAAACUAUCCAUAGUUGGCCUCAAUUCUGCUAAAAGAAGGAAAGCAUCAGAAGAAGAACGCGAUUGGUCAAGGCUUCUACCAGAUCUGCUAGAGUUGAUCAUGUCGAAUCUCUCCUUGAUCGACAUUAUUGACGGCUUUGCAGGUGUUUGCUCUGAUUGGUGCUCUGCUGCCAAAUCCUAUGUCUCUUCCUUGCGCUACACUCCAUGCCCUCAACUUCCAUGGCUCCUCGUUCCUAAUGAUGUUGAUGAUGAAUUUGUAAUUUUCUUCAAUACUGAAGAGAACAAACCCUACACCAUGAAGAAAACUGAAUCAAUUACCAUAGACGAUUCGUGCAUCGGAUCACCCAUCAAUUGGUUGCGCAUCGUGUAUGCAAAGACAUAUUUCUUCAAGAAAGCUGUGGUGUUGUCGUCAUAUGAAUCUUGCAUCACAAAUCAUACAUAUAUAUCUGCAGCAGUGAUAUAUGGAUGCAAGUAUAACAGAAAAAAGCUUUCCUUUUGCACAAAUGGAGAUCAUAGCGAAUUGACUACCAUCAAUAGUACAUGUGAGGGCUACUACUCUGAUAUCAUAUACCACAAUGGCAUGCUUUAUGCAUUAACAAGUGAUUUAUCAGUUCAAGCUUGGGAUUUUCAAGGUCUAGUUCCAGUUAAAAGAAUGAGCAUCAAACCUAAGGGGGGUUUUGAGAAGACCGGAACCGGAUAUAGAGAGAAUUAUUACUUGGCAGAGUCAUCUGGAAAACUUCUGCUUGUUGUAAGGUACAUUCAAAACUUUGUCCCUCCGGAAGGGGAAGAGGCGGUUAUGUUGGAAUUUUUGACUGCUAAAUACUGGCAACCUGCAAUGUGGCCGUACAGAACAGUGUUCUUCCAUGUCUUCGAGUUGGAUUUCUGUCAAGAAAGAUGGGUGCAUACGAAGACUCUCGGAAAUAGAGUUCUGUUUUUGGGAAGAAGCCAUUCUCUGUCAUUGUCAACUGAGGAGUUUGCCGGAUGGGAAGGAGAUGCAAUUCACUUCAUAGAUGACCAUAAAGGGUAUAGAGGUUGUGAUACCGGUGUGUUCAGUUUACGGCAUGGCGCUGUUAACCACAUAUUUGACACAACUAACCAAUGAUCAAUCCAGCGCCAAUCCGGAUUACUCCUAACAAGUGAGAGAAAGUCAUCAGUGUCAUCAGCAUCGGUAUGGUAAAUGAAAAAGAAGCAUGAGAAACUAUUUAUGGUUCACCUCUGUAUUACCUUAUUAUGCAGAAAAGUCGUAUACUGGUACUUUGCAUCAUGCUUUCAAGACCUCCUAUACCUUGUCUUCUUUACUAUCAAAGUAAAACUGAAGUAACC